GUUACAAAUAAUUUGUGGCAAUAACAGUACAGCCUACGUUGGCAACAAAAUACUGACGCACUGAUAAUAUCAUGGACGCAGCCUAUGGGAUCUUAUUCUUGGCAUGUACAUGUGCCAUUGUUACAGCGACAGAUCUCUCCUUCGACUACGCUUCAUUUCGUAGUAAAUAUGACAUUUCGACCAGAGUUCGACGAGAGUCUCCUAAUGAUACACUUCAUUUCCUUGAGCCUUGCUGUUCCUACAAAACCGUUUACACUGAAGAAGACGAUAGAAUUUUCCAAGAAUGUUUCACUGAAGUUGAAAAUAAAUAUCAGUUGAAUAUUUCAUAUGACGAAGAACCAGAGACUACUACAGAUAACGGGAGAGAAAUUUUUACUGAACAAGAAAUGAAUAUCUUCAGAAACAGAUCACUGUGUUAUCCUCAGUGCUAUCUACAAAAGGCGAAUGCGGCAGAUUCUGAAGGCAAUAUUAUUGCUGCCGAAGCCAUUAAAUUAAUGAAAUCAGCGAUUCCUUUCACCGACGAGAAGUUCUGGACUGCAGUGGAGAGAAUAUGCACGAAAGUACCACCAAAUCCAGACAAGUUCCAUAUUUGUAAGGAAGAUGCUAUGAAUUUCAAAUUUUGUGUAUCUUACAUGGCUGACAUGCAUUGUCCAGAGAAUCUGCAACGAAAGAGUAAAGCAUGUGACGACUAUAGACUGGAACUCAAGAAAAGGUACGGUGAGAAUUAAUAACAACAUCCAGUGGUUUUACAUCAGCAUUAGUAGUGCAAUACAUUCUGUAUAUAAUGGCGCUAUCUAUAGCACUGGCUGUAAAUAUCAGUCUAUUUUUCUGUGAGAGAAACUAUGUAUAGUGCAAUGUUCCUCAGGUGCAAAACUAUGCUUAUGUCAGUCUGAUGUCCGUUUAGUUAACAAACUACGAUGUAUCAGUUGCAGAAGGUCUAGAGUGAGAUGAAUUUAAAUGUUACAGUAAUGCUGUAAUGGGCAUUAGACAAAUAUAUCUUAAUAAAACAAUAAAUAAAUUUA
Messenger RNA from Zootermopsis nevadensis, 1022 nucleotides. RefSeq lists its product as uncharacterized. The record is from RefSeq and is a predicted model, not a curated record. Gene Ontology annotation, molecular function: odorant binding. NCBI's taxonomy places the organism in Eukaryota, Metazoa, Arthropoda, Insecta, Blattodea, Termopsidae.